AUGGCCACCGUCACACCAGCCGAUAGUAAACAGAGCGAGGAGGGCUCUCUGGAGGCACUGAAUGUCCUUCUGUGCCUAACAGGAUCAGUGGCUACUAUCAAAUGGGUGCCUCUCGUCCAGGCACUAACACAACAAGGAGCUGCGUUGAAAAAGCGAGUUAAGGUCAAAGUGGUGGCCUCUGAGCGAGCCUUACACUUCAUGUAUUUGGACGGGAAUACGGCAGAUGUUGAAGUCUAUACUGAUGAUACGGAGUGGAAUGCUUGGCAGGGUCGGGGUGAUCCAGUUACACAUAUCGAUCUGCGUCGAUGGGCGGACGUGGUUGUCAUAGCACCGCUGUCGGCGAAUAGUCUUGCUAAGAUUGCCAAUGGUAUUGCGGACAAUCUUCUUACUAGUGUUGUUCGGUGCCUUGAUUUGAGUCCACAAGGCUUGUUGAAGUGCCCCGUGUACAUCUGUCCGGCAAUGAACACCAUGAUGUGGGAUAACCCUUUCACUAGAGAACAUCUCAAGGUAUGUCUCUCGAUGAUGGGCUUCCGUUUGAUAAUGCCUAUAUCAAAAACCCUCGUGUGCGGCGACACAGGCUUAGGAGCAAUGGCUGAACCUCGGGACAUCGCAGCGGCAGUGCUUGAGGGUCGAUCGGGCGAUUCUCUGCCUCAGAGUUGGUCAGAAAACCAUAGCCUGACGCCUGGGCUUGCAAGCACUCCUGUUGUGAUGGGACGCAAGAACAAGCAUUCGGAAGGCGGCUCGAAAAUAUUCCGUCCAUUCUGUUAUUACUGUGAAAGGGACUUCGACGACGAAAAGGUUCUCAUACAACAUCAGAAAAUCAAGCAUUUCAAGUGCACUACAUGCCAACGGAAACUUGAUACGGCAAGCGGUCUGGUUGCUCACAUGCUCCAAGUGCAUCGAGAGACGCUGAAUAAAGUACCAGGGGCGAUAAAAGGGAGGGAAAAUCCGGACUUGCAAGUUCGUGGCAUGGAGAACGUUCCAAUGGGUAUGAUACUUGAUAGGGCGAAAGGAUCGGACAUGGAGAAUUUCUACAUGAGGAAGCACAUGGAGUUGAAACAUGAUGCAUUGCCGCCACCUCGUCCAGCUCCAGGGUUACCGUUCAUGCCCGGGAUGUUCAUGCCCCCACCGCCUGGCCAGAUGCUCAUGGGCAACCCUCCGGGUGCUGGCCCUCGAGGACAGACCCCUCCUCCUGGGCUGCCGGGGUUGGGCAUGCCACCGACCCCCCCGAUGCCGCCGUUCUUCAUACCGCAACCUGGUGGCCACCCGACAUCCGCGUCCCCCUCCAAUCAGCCCCCGCAACAGCAGCAGCAGCCUCCAAUGGGUGUGCCGACCCCGCCCCCUUUCCCAGGCUUCCCUCCCCAACCCGCUGGUGCCUCGGCACCUGGCGUGGUUGCGGCCGCGGCUCCCAUGAACUUCCCGCCUCCCCCUGCUAUGAUGUCGUCACCUCCACCAGUUGCGCAUGAUGAUGAUGCCCCAAAGCAAUACGGCGAUCAAGCCAGCAGCGCGGCAGCAGCAGCGGCUGCGGCAGCGGCGGCAGCAGCAGCGAAGUUGCAGGGAACAACCUCUGAUGAGGAUCAGUCGUCGUCGUCGGCCCAAGGUGUCCGCCUGGUCCACGGUUCGGGCCAUCUGGCUGGGAUAACUCUGACCUCGUAUCAUGAUGAUCUUCAGAGGGGCGAUCAAGUGUGCUUCGAGGAGAUGCGUGCUCACGCGAUGCUGAGUGCGGCUGGGUAG
Messenger RNA from Perkinsus marinus ATCC 50983, 1734 nucleotides. RefSeq lists its product as hypothetical. The record is from RefSeq and is a predicted model, not a curated record. Bases 1 to 1734 code for a protein of 577 amino acids. Gene Ontology annotation, cellular component: phosphopantothenoylcysteine decarboxylase complex. Gene Ontology annotation, biological process: coenzyme A biosynthetic process. The transcript is spliced from 15 exons. NCBI's taxonomy places the organism in Eukaryota, Perkinsozoa, Perkinsida, Perkinsidae. Gene Ontology annotation, molecular function: FMN binding; phosphopantothenoylcysteine decarboxylase activity.